AAGCCGCCUUGGACCCCAUGGCUUCGAUGCCUCCGACCAGUAGGGCAACCACUGCCAACCAAGCGGCCCUCUGUCUCGAAACACCUGCGCCGAAUUUGACUCCAUUUCACAAAGAAAACAGUGCUGAGAACAACUCGGAAAACAGUGACAUGUCAUGCAGACGAAAAGAAAGAGGACAAGUGGGAUGUACAACCGUUGGCACACAUCCACACUCUGAAAAGAACACAACGAAUGAGUUGUCACAAGUCACCCCACCACCGCUAUCACCAUCACCACCAGCAACAUCAACACCACAGCAACCUUUACCUCCCCCUCCAGCAGUAUCAGCGCCACCCCCACCACUACCAUCACCGCCACCACCACCAUCUUUGCCCCAAACAGCUCUUUCUUCACCACCUUUAUCAUCACCGACCCAAUCAUUACCGUCUCCUCGUUGCUCUGAGCUGGAAAAUAGCGCCACACCACAGAGCAAAACACAGACUCCGACAGCGGCCGACGAGGAGACCAACAAGGAUUCACUAGUUUCACCACCAGAGAUUGCUACAUCUGAACCGGCGGAGAUUUCCAAGACAGCAAAUGACUUGGGCUGUAGCCAGGAAGGAGAAUUCCAAAUCGUUCAAUCAAGUGUCAAGUAA
This is a messenger RNA of Patiria miniata (bat star), 635 nucleotides long. RefSeq names its product classical arabinogalactan protein 9-like. Lineage: Eukaryota; Metazoa; Echinodermata; Asteroidea; Valvatida; Asterinidae. The record is from RefSeq and is a predicted model, not a curated record. The transcript has 3 exons. The coding region runs from base 18 to 635 and encodes 205 amino acids.